AUAUUAUUAUCCAUACCAUAUCCACCCUUUCAAUUUCAAAUCAAAUCCUUCUCUUCUUAAAAAAAAAUAUGGCUACCGGUCCUCUGCCUCCUCCAAUAACCUCUUCUCUCAUCUCCUCCUCCUCAAACAGCCAUUCUACUUCUUCUUCACGUUCAAAACUGCCCCCACUUCUCUCGCCUUCUCCAUUGCCUCGUCAUAAUUAUCAGCAGCAGGCACAGAGUAAAAAACGAAGAGAAUUGUUGUUGAAAGGAGGACUUGGUCUGCUUCCUCUUGCUCUGGUUGAGUCAAUAUUAAAAGAGCCACUUACUCUGCCUUCAGCAGAAGCUAAGGAGGCGGUGGUGGGCUCCUUCCUCCCACCCUCACCUUCCGACCCUUCCUUCGUUCUCUUCAAAGCCUCUGCUAAAGACACUCCCGCUCUUCGCGCAGGAAAUGUGCAGCCUUACCAGUUCAUUAUUCCCCCAACCUGGAAACAGAUGCGUGUGGCAAACAUUUUAUCUGGUAAUUACUGCCAGCCAAAGUGUGCAGAGCCCUGGGUGGAGGUAAAAUUUGAAGACGAAAAACAGGGAAAACUUCAGGUUGUGGCUUCACCUUUGAUACGCCUGACAAAUAAACCCAACGCAACAAUUGAAGAUAUUGGCAACCCUGAGAAGGUGAUUGCUUCUCUUGGCCCUUUUGUUACAGGAAACACAUAUGAUCCAGAUGAGCUUCUUGAGACGACAGUUGAAAAGCGCGGCGAUCUGACGGUACAAUCUUUCUUGGCCAUCCAGCUUGUCAUCGUCUUAUACUCUCAUUUUUCCUCCAUGUUUUCCUCAUCACAUUGUAUACUACAAGUAUGCGCUGGAGACCCCGUUUGCUCUUACAGGUUCUCACAAUCUUGCAAAGGCAACAGCCAAGGGAAACACUGUUGUAUUAUUUGUGGUAAGUGCAAGUGACAAGCAAUGGCAAGCUUCUCAGAAGACUCUAAAAGCCAUGCUUGAUUCCUUUCAAGUGUAGUUCACUGCUGAAUGAAAGGGAAAAGAAAAUUAUUUUGGCUUUUGGAAGCACUGUUCUAUUAUUUUCAUAGAGCUACAAUACAAGAGGCUGCAUUUACACGCAAUUGAGUUCCUCUCUGGGCUUUUAGCCCUUUAUUCAGCUUUAGGCCAUCU
Molecule: messenger RNA, 1145 nt
Organism: Prunus avium (sweet cherry)
Lineage: Eukaryota; Viridiplantae; Streptophyta; Magnoliopsida; Rosales; Rosaceae
Source: RefSeq, a predicted model, not a curated record